Anopheles funestus (African malaria mosquito) is the source of this 3406-nucleotide messenger RNA. RefSeq names its product golgin subfamily A member 2. Gene Ontology annotation, cellular component: cis-Golgi network; Golgi apparatus; Golgi cis cisterna. Lineage: Eukaryota; Metazoa; Arthropoda; Insecta; Diptera; Culicidae. Gene Ontology annotation, biological process: Golgi organization. Bases 96 to 3188 code for a protein of 1030 amino acids. The transcript has 4 exons. The record is from RefSeq and is a predicted model, not a curated record.
GAUCCAGCCUUCCGCGUGCGAGGUUGGCUGCUCGCUGUGUCAGAACAAACUGACAGCAAACCUUUCGGGGAAAAAAAACAUAGGUGUGUGUAAAUAUGGCAGAUAAGGCAGAGAAAAUCGCUGCUGCAAGAAAAAAGCUGAAGCAGUAUCAGGCACGACAGAAAGACCGAGAUCACGACCCGCAUCAGUCGUUGGAACCAUGCACUGAACCGACACCACCAGACAUAGGUGAAGCGGCAGCUGAACCUUCACACCAGUCGCCAUCUCCACAGCCACCAUCAUCUUUCGGGACCAAUAAUCCUCAAAUCGGUACACUGCACCAAGAUGAUUUCAAUGGAGGUAGCUUCUCAUCGGUGGAACUUAGUGCACCCAAACCGUGCAAUUCGAACGACGGAGCAGCUGUUUCGAUUGCCAACUACUUCAACAACAGCACAUUCGCUUUUGCCCAUCCGCCGGGUGCGGUGGAUUUGUUUGAAAACGUAGAACCGAAGCUUGCCUUCGUACCGAUCGCAACAGCUGUACCAGUACCCUUGGUGGAAGCCCGCCAACCGGAACCACCGGUCGAUGCCAGCUUGUACAACAUAAACAAACUAUCGGACGAAAUUGGUAACCUUAUCGCGAAUGCGAAUGCUGAUCUUGGUCCACAGAACACGAUACUUGAGCUGGAAUCGGAAAAGGCCGAUCUGGCGCGACAGCUUAACGCAGAAAAGCUAGAAAACGAUGAGCUGCGGUUGCGACUGCGCAACAAUCAGUCAGUGCUAGAUGAGCUGAAGAUCGAGAUCGAUAAGCUGCGAUUGGAGAAUAGUACACGCGUUACGGUCGAAUUGGGUCCAUUGCAGGAGCAGCUUCAGAUGCAAAUUCAAGCCGUUGGUGUGUUGGUCGGUGAGAAAGCGGAACUUACCGCCUCGCUGGGAAAGUGUAAAUCACUCCUUCAAGAACGAACGGACGAAACGGACGGCCUGCAACAGCGUUUGCAAGACGCGAAUGCUACCGUGCAAAAGCUGCAGGGUGAGUUGAAUGAAGCGAAAAGCUACGGGCAGCGGUACGAUCAGCUAGAGCAAACUAUCAGCUCCCAGGUCGGAGAGUACCAGCGCGAAGCCGAACGUUUCCGCAAGCUGCACGAAGACCUGCAGGAAGAUUUAGCCGAACUGCGCCAAAAGUUAACCGUGCGGAAUGAAGAAUAUCAAGCAGCACAGCAAACGUUGGAGCAGACGCGUUCUGAACUUGGUCUAGCGAAAAUACGCAUCGAUCAGCUAACCACGGACGAUGGGCAAGAUUAUAAUGCGAAAAUUGAAUCGCUCACCCAGCAGAACCUUAUCAAGGCGCAGCAAAUCAAGGAUCUGCAGGAGGUUAUAAAGCAGAUCGGAACGGAACGGGACCAGAGUAGCCAGCAGUACCAGAACUAUGUGCUGCACCUGAACAAGGAGAUAAGCAAUCUGGCGGAAAAGAUUCAGGAGCUGACGGAUGAGAACAAUCGGCUGUCAAAGAGUGAAGAGACGGCCGUACGUUUUGCAAAUGAGCUCGAGCGUCAGAUACAGCAGCAGAUGCAAAAGCAGCAAUCGGUAUACGCCGGUCAGCAGGAAACGAAGGCAGACGCUUGCGAAGGUGAUGCAAAGUUGCGGGAAGAUCAUGAUAGAUUAAAAGCGGAACUGGAUGCACUGCGCAUCAGUAAUGAUACAUUGAACCGUGAAAUGCAAGAGCUUAUGAAUGGAAGUGUUUCAAAAGAGAAUCAGCAAAAAACUGAUUAUGAAACGCUCGUUAAGCAGUACGAAGAUCAGAUAGCUCAGCUGCAACUUACCGUUGAAAGACUUCAGCUAGACAAACCGGAUGUGGCGAAGCUGCUAGUGGAGAUUGAAAGUGGUCGGGUAGGUGCUUCCCGUGCUGUAACCCAAAACCAGGAGCUCAAGUCUCAGCUUGAAGAAAUGCAACGAGCUUUUGUGCAGAUCAGUAAUGACAAGCUUAAUCUAACGGAUAAAUUGCAAACGGAACUGCACCUCGGCAAGGAGAUGAAAGCAAACUAUGGCAAUUUGGAGUCCGAGUUGGCUGCCAUCCGUGAGAAGCUACACUACAAGGAUGAGGAAAUGAUUCGUCUGGCGCAUGAAAACACCGAACUGAACAAGCAAAUUUAUCAACAGAAUCAAGAAAUUGAUCGAUUACGCUACUACGAGUCUCGAUCGAACGAUGCGGCUACGCUACAGCGCGAACUGGAGCUGCAGAAGAGAACCGCCGAUGAACUGCGACGACAGUUGCGCGAAGGUUCCGUAUCGAGCGAACCACCCGUGCUGGUAAACGGCGAUCAAGCGGUACACGAACAUUCGUCCGCCAGUAGCCAGCUGCAGCAAGAGAUCGAUACGCUUCGUCAGGAGAAGGAAGAAUUACUGAAAGCCUUGAACCGAUUCCAGCAAGAUCGUACGCAAGACACGACCGAAGGGCCACCGAACGGUGUCGGUACGUUCGAUCGGCAAUCGUCCAUCGUGAGCAGCAUCCCAACGAUGGAAGCGAUGGAAAAGUUGCAGCAACGAUUUAAACGUACCAUGAUGGAAGUGGCCGAACUAACCGAGGAAAAACAACGGCUCGAACAUUUGGUGAUGCAGCUGCAGGGUGAAACGGAAACAAUCGGAGAAUACAUCACGCUUUAUCAGCAGCAAAGAAGAUUACUGAAGCAAAAGGACAUGGAACGUGAUUUGCAGCUGCAGCAGCUGGCAGACGAUCGUGAAAUGAUGAAACUGAAGCUGAAAGAGCUUAACUAUCUUGUGCAUCGGUUGGUGCAGGAACAACAGCAGGAUGGUGAACAUGAUCACGAAUCCCAUCAUCACCAUCAUCAUCAUCAUAAUCACCACCAGCAUCAUUCCUCGUUGAACAGUAGCAGUAGUAAUAGUAGUGGCAACAGCAACAACAACAACAGUCACUUGGAUACAGGAAGUCCCCUUGCGAAUAAUACUAGUCCUGGUACGGGUGCACCGAGUCAUGACGACGUCGCAACAGCUUCCAUGGAAGCGACAUUACCACCCGGUGCUGAUGGGGAUUACCACCAUUCACCACUGCCAUUACCAAAGGUGCACAUCAAACCAACGGAAACGGCUGGUCGCAUCCUUUCGCUGUUGACCGACAUCAAGGAGGCAAAUAUUCCGUACGGUAGCGGUGUACAGCACUGUUCCUGCUGUUCUGGCCGGUUGGAAACGGUCUAGAGACAAAAUGGGAUAUGGAUCAUCAGUAGACCUUAGGUCUGUCCCACUAAAGCCUCUCCCCCCAUCAAAAGCUGUGGUAUAGUUUUCCUUGUUUUUUUUUAAACGAUAUAUUGCAUAUUUUAUUCUUAUAAACGUUUCUUGGCAUAUUUUAGCUGGCAUAGUGGUAUUUGUACGAUCGAAAUAUAGAACUAACGCAAGCAUAGCGCGUACUAAAGUUA